Molecule: messenger RNA, 837 nt
Organism: Exophiala mesophila
Lineage: Eukaryota; Fungi; Ascomycota; Eurotiomycetes; Chaetothyriales; Herpotrichiellaceae
Exons: 2
Coding region: 1-837 (278 amino acids)
Molecular function (GO): carbonate dehydratase activity; zinc ion binding
Source: RefSeq, a predicted model, not a curated record
AUGUUCUCCGAGAUCUUCCUCGCCUGUGCCUUGGCUACAGGUGUACUGGGAUGCGCUGAUCACUCCAACCACUAUGUGUACCGGAAUGUGCGGCGAGACGUCCCAUUCACCGAAGUGGAUCCGGGCAGAGACUCCAACGACUGGACGUAUGAAGCCUCUUCAAACUGGGGAUAUAUCAAUCCGAAAUACUUCCUCUGCCAGAACGGCACUCAACAAGCUCCCGUCGGCCUGACGUCCACUCAAGGCUUCUCCGCGGUCCAUAAACCGGAGUUCGGGAACUAUUCGCAGAACGUCUCGGGCAACUACUUCAACUGGGGAUACGGCCCAGCGUUCACACCUCAUUAUGACAAAGACAACGUGACUGAACUCCCCAGCAUCACGUUCGACGGGGUCACAGCCUACAUGGUCGGCUGGCACAUACACACUCCUGCCGAGCACCCAGUCAACGGCAAACGCAGUAUGGCGGAGAUGCAUUUCGUGCAUGCCGACGCCGAUAGUAACUAUGUCGGUGUCCUGGCCUUCCGCAUCGAUCCUGCUGGAGAUACGGACUCCCCGUUCGUGUCUCAGUGGCCGUGGUAUAUUGGCUUCAAUGAGACGAAGCAGAUAACCAAUGUCAGCCAGGAUCUCGACCUAGCGCUGAAUGAGGUUGAUUCAUUUGACAAUUUCUGGACUUAUAUGGGGGGCCUGACUGUUCCUCCUUGCUCCGAGGGCAUUCGGUUCUUCAUAGCGGACAAGGUCUUGACAGUUAGCAACAAGCAGAUGCAGCGGAUUAUGGGCAUGUCGGCUUACUCGACCCGCAUUGAGCAGCAGAUUUGGUUGCAGGGUGUCAAUCAAUAA